GCUACCGACAUCUGCUCCUGCCGCUGCUAGAUUGCACUAUUCAGACGCGCAAUCGAAGAGCUGUCUCCGAAGAGAGAAGCCACGACGUUCCACACAUCAACAUGUCUCUCGACCCGCCAGCAUACAUUCUGUCGCUCCAAAACAACAUCCGGGCGCGACCAAUCUCGUGGGAAGGAGCUGUACGCGCAAAGACAAUCACCGAGCAGGACCUCAAGAAGAUCAAGUCGAUAGACAAGGUCCGCAAGGAACAGCGCAGACAGACGGUCGAAUCGGAUCCUGAGAGUUAUGCCGCCCUCGUUCUGGGCUCCGACGAUAGCCCCAGCAUCUUCCAAUCCGCCGCCAAGCGUUCCGACAUUGUGCAGUACAUGCUCGUCCUGACUGGUGACCUUAUUGAAGAUAUCCCGUCCUUUGUGACCAAGCUGCUCGAACACGCCGACCCCUACGCUCCUUUCGUGCCGCUCCUCAAGCAGACCGCAAAUCCCGAGGAUCCCAUCCCGCUACUUGCCUCAUGCGUCCUCUCAAGCCUUCUUUCACAUGGCCUCAUGACUGGUGGCGCCCAGGCCGAGCAGAUUGACAAGGCCCUGCCCAAGCUCUACUCGUACAUUUCAACCCUCGCAAAGAAGUCGGACAACAACCUGCAAGACAUUGCUGUCCAGGAAUACUCUGCUCUUCUACGUACCGCCAAGUCGCGUCAGCUAUUCUGGGAGCAAAGGAAAGACACGGUCACUCCUCUUUUCAACAUCCUCACCAACGCUACCGGAGGCGGUGUAAGAGACACCGACUCGACCUUGAUCAGUGGUGGAAGCAUUCGCAGCAUUGCCGAUUCUCAAAUCAUCAACAACGUCGGCCUUCAGCUCCUAUACCACGUCUUACUUGUCAUCUGGCAGUUGAGUUUCGAGGGCAAGCUGGUUGGUCGCGGCCUGGAUGAGGAACACGACAUCAUUGUACUCUACGCAGCUCUUCUCCGCAUCUCGCCAAAGGAGAAGACCACCAGACUCCUGCUCGCUACCCUCACAAACCUUCUUUCCACCAACCGUGAUACCCUGAUGCCCGCAGUCAUCCCCGCUCGUCUUCCCGCUAUCCUUCAGAACCUGCAAGGUCGCCAUCUGAACGACGCCGACCUUCUUGAAGACCUGAAAGCGCUCCAGUCGAUGGUUGAAGAGUUCCAAAAGACACAAACCACCUUUUCCGAAUAUGCUUCAGAAGUCAACUCUGGCCACCUCCGUUGGUCGCCACCCCACCGCAACCAGGCCUUUUGGAGCGAGAACGCUCGCAAGAUCUUGGAAGAGAACAAGGGAGAGUUGGCCAAGAAGCUCGCAGAGAUCCUGUCAAAGAACUGGGACAACGACAAGCAAGUCCUCGCUAUUGGCUGCAACGACGUCGCAUGCCUUGUCAAGGAAGUGCCCGAGCGACGACAACAGAUGGAGAAGCUUGGUUUGAAGGCUCGUGUCAUGGAGCUCAUGCAACAUAGCGACGAAUCCGUUCGUUGGGAGAGCCUGAGAGCGGUUGGUGAAUGGCUCAGAUAUUCCUUUGAGAAGUAGGACAUCUGCCGUAUCUCGUCUCGGCUUGAUCCCUUGCACUCUGCUUCACGUGUUUAUAAACCGCUUCUCUGUUCUAAUCCACGUCAUUUUGUCUAGGCAUUUGCUGGCGAUGUCGAGGUUUCCUUUUGUUCCUUCCUUAUUGUACAGCGAAAUGGAGUAUACCAAUACAAUGCACACUUUUCAAUCCUGAUAGAUUGCCCUUCCACACUUGACUUGAGAACUAUGCGACGCGAUUUUCAAAGACCAUCGAGUACUUCCGCACUUCAAUCUAUGAAUACACACGCGCU
This is a messenger RNA of Aureobasidium subglaciale EXF-2481, 1828 nucleotides long. RefSeq lists its product as uncharacterized. Gene Ontology annotation, cellular component: vacuolar proton-transporting V-type ATPase, V1 domain; fungal-type vacuole membrane. NCBI's taxonomy places the organism in Eukaryota, Fungi, Ascomycota, Dothideomycetes, Dothideales, Saccotheciaceae. The coding region runs from base 102 to 1541 and encodes 479 amino acids. The transcript has 3 exons. Gene Ontology annotation, molecular function: proton-transporting ATPase activity, rotational mechanism. Gene Ontology annotation, biological process: proton transmembrane transport. The record is from RefSeq and is a predicted model, not a curated record.